AUGGCGUCCUCGCAGCCCCUGGAACUGGUAGUCUUGGGGAAUGGCACAGGGCCCAGCCAGCGAGCCCCCGUGGGGGGGUCUUCGGCACCAUGGACAGCCCCUUGCUCCGGGAUCGAGAACACCUCCUUCCAGGGGGAGGAGGACGAGGAGGGGGCAGGGACCUCCUUCCGGAGUGGCCAAGGCACGGGGAGCAGCCCCAGGGAGAGCACUGCUCCCCCCCGUGGAGACCUUUCCCCGAGAUCGGAGGAUGCCCCUUCGCCGGACACCGCUGGGAACUCCACGGACUACGGCUUCAUCUUGGCCUUAGUGUUCCUGGUCAGUGGGAUUUUGCUAGUGAUUGUGGCCUACAGCAUCCCCCGGGAGGCGCGGGUGAACCCCGACUCCGUGUCCGCCCGAGAGAUGGAGCGGCUGGAGCGGUACUACGCCCGCCUGGGCUCCCGCCUGGACAAGUGCAUCAUCGCGGGCCUGGGCUUGCUGACUCUGGGCGGGAUGCUGCUCUCCGUCCUCCUCAUGGUGUCCAUCUACAAGGGGGAGCUCUACAGGAGAAGGACUUUCCCUGCCUCCAGGGCCCCACGGAAGACGUACGGCUCUAUCAACCUGAGGAUGAGGCAGCUCAACGGGGAAGGGGGACAAACCUUGGUCGAGAAUGAGGUCAUCACCGAAGCUGCCGCCGUCGGCCAGAACGACUGA
Messenger RNA from Varanus komodoensis (Komodo dragon), 690 nucleotides. RefSeq names its product transmembrane protein 74B (gene TMEM74B). The record is from RefSeq and is a predicted model, not a curated record. NCBI's taxonomy places the organism in Eukaryota, Metazoa, Chordata, Lepidosauria, Squamata, Varanidae. The transcript has a single exon. Bases 1 to 690 code for a protein of 229 amino acids.